CAAGCUCCAAAUAACAAGUCUGCCGCCCACCCAAAGCUCCCAAUCUAGUCCCACGGUUGGUGGAUCAGAUCAGUCCUCCAACAGAAACUAUGGCAGAGCACGAUGAAGGGUAUAGGAGAGAUUCUGAAGGUCGUUUCUGUAAUUUCAUCCUACUGGGUUUUUUUUCUUUUUGGAACAAGUAGUACAAAUCUUUGUGGUUUAGGGAAUCGGCUGAAUGGCUGAAGCUACACCUCUUCUCCCAAAAGUCCUAGAAAACCAGAUGCCUGAGUCGGAAUUGGAAAAUCAGGGGGCUGGUAUCAAUAUUAUUGAUGAGGUCGUUUGUGGGGAGACGGUGUGCCUUUAUGAUUUUUCGGAAGGAGAGGUAUUGCCUAUUAGUGGUUUCUAGGAAAUUGCCAUCGCCCAUUCAUCGGUGGAAAGUUUGUUUGACCAUUCAUCUUUUGAGAAUUUUUUACAGAAUUUUUUUGACUCUAUGACUUUUUGUCGUUCUUCACGUGAUGGCGGAGUGGUAUUACUCCGAUCCAUAAGUUGGAACACCACUAAAUUAUAUUUGACUUU
Molecule: messenger RNA, 555 nt
Organism: Rubroshorea leprosula
Lineage: Eukaryota; Viridiplantae; Streptophyta; Magnoliopsida; Malvales; Dipterocarpaceae
Source: the annotation of a GenBank genome assembly